AUGACGCCCACGACAAAGCUCGUGAUCCCUUCGGAUUCUACUCCGCUCUCCAUCAUCAUAGUACUACAGGAGCUGGCUGCCUCUGCCCACUGGUAUCAAUAUGAGACCUGGAUCAUUCCUUUCGCUAUUGUCUUCUUCAUAGAGGUGACGCAUCAAGUGUCAACUGUUCGAGCUAUUAAAGUCGUAAGACCCAAGAGGAACUUCGCAGGCUUCAUCCUAAAGCGAAACUCUCUCAGCCGCCUCUCGUGUUUGCCCGCCACUUCCAACAUCCAAGUAUUCCAUCAAAGAAAUGCCUGGCGCUGGACUAAGACUGCAACUACAACAGCGGUGCAUAAGGCCCGAGAGAACGUACACGUUCAAUCCUGCGGUCUCUUACCGAAGCUUCCAUAUCGGUGUAAGACAGAAAUGUCGUCUGUUCCCUCUGCUACGUCACCAGGACAUCAAAAGCGACGCAUAUCAUAUGACAAUCAUGAUCGCCUACGGUUUGCCUUCUCCCUAAAUCACGUUUAUGAAUUCAAGGACGGCUUCUGGGCGAGCGCAGUCUCUGAGAGGAUAGUCUUCACCUUGAAAUCGAAGGAAAUGGGCCAUCUUCGUGAGCACGUUGCCAGAACCGUUGGACUGCAAACAGGAAGCCUUGCCUUGGCCCCGAAAGACCGAUUUGAAAGCCGAGACUGGUACCAGGAUAGAGCUCAGGCACCGUCGUGGAUGAAGGCAGCCAUAUGCGCCGGAUCGAGAACCACUUACAUGAGACAAAUGUCACUGGCCGUUCUGCAGCACGCUUGCGCGUCUUCUUACCUGUUGCUCCCUUUCAGCCAUUGGCACCGAAAGGCUUCACAUGUUUCUGGAAGCCUUCGUUCUCCUGAUCAACUCCUCGAAAACGUUGACGUGGGCUGUCAGCCACCACGCGAAAAAAGGAGCAAUGUCCGAACCCAGCCCAUCUUGUCGUUGUCGGCAUCCGGCACUCUGGGAGCCGCCGCCUCGCAAAGAUGCUAUCGGUCGGGCCAAGCCUCGUGCAACGUCGAAUCCUCCAAAUUUCAAAAGGGCGUCACCUCAUGCUCCCACUUGAGCGAGACAUUCCGCGUGCAACGUUUCCCGAAAUCGCACUCCAUCCUGACUCGCCAUCGGGCCGGUGUUGCAUGGCGCUCAUUUACACUGCGACUUAGGCAGCAGGUUUUUGCCAACCCCCCCAACAGUGUGCCAACUCCGGGUUUCUGGGUUCUGAGUAGUGACGAGAGUAAGCUUACGUGCAGGGUGCGCCUGAAGCUCAGUGGUCGCCGUGUUCUCGCCAUGGCCUACGGACUGAUGCAUUCUCCAGACAGAACUUUGGUCAACGACUCGUUUCCUGUUUCCUUGGAGGGAUACAAACCAAAUGGCUGGGAUAGCUUCUCAUCACCGCUUGAUGAGGUUGCGACCAGCUGCUGUGGGAUCACCCAGGGCAAGAAUCCCAUGAUGGGAGUUUCCGUGAUCUGGAAUCCAGUCGACCUGCCUCGGAGGGCGUCGUGGGCCGCAAGGUACGAGUCAAUAUCCCCGUCUCUCCACGAUUCGAAAGAAUACGAUGCCCCCAAUACUACUUCAAAGUGGCUAGUGCUGAGGCGGCUUGUGCUCAUUGGCAAGGGUGCGGUCCGCAGCGACAGUACUCAGCGAUCCCGUCUACGGUCUGACGGGUGCUGUAUCCGGAAUAUGAAGACGAAUUCAUCUCUCUGA
Molecule: messenger RNA, 1704 nt
Organism: Colletotrichum lupini
Lineage: Eukaryota; Fungi; Ascomycota; Sordariomycetes; Glomerellales; Glomerellaceae
Exons: 11
Coding region: 1-1704 (567 amino acids)
Source: RefSeq, a predicted model, not a curated record